This is a messenger RNA of Siniperca chuatsi (mandarin fish), 4924 nucleotides long. RefSeq lists its product as uncharacterized. NCBI's taxonomy places the organism in Eukaryota, Metazoa, Chordata, Actinopteri, Centrarchiformes, Sinipercidae. Bases 442 to 4530 code for a protein of 1362 amino acids. Gene Ontology annotation, biological process: calcium-mediated signaling; neuron projection development; actin filament organization. The transcript has 19 exons. The record is from RefSeq and is a predicted model, not a curated record. Gene Ontology annotation, molecular function: actin filament binding. Gene Ontology annotation, cellular component: postsynaptic density; dendrite; actin cytoskeleton.
GAAAGCAGCGUUUGGCCAGAGGACCUCAUUGCUCCAGCAAACAAGUUAAUUCUAGCUGUGUAACAAAAACGCUUGAUGGCUACGUUUUGUAAUUUUGACGGUGAUGUCAAUCGCUAAUCUUCCAAUUUCGCAGUGCGUGAGUCUUUUGCUGUGGUGAUGGUAAAUUAAUAUCUGAAGACUUCCUGAUGACAAUGAAGUUUCCAGACCAAGAGCCUGCUUCUGUCACCUGCUGUAAUCAAACCAAUGCAGUAACCUCUUAAAACACCACCUCUAUUAUCCAGCAUAUUUCUUGCCUUAUUGCUACCAUUCCACUGUACCAGCAAAUCCUCAACCAUUAUCUACCUGCUCAACACUUGCCCAGGUGCUUUAUUAGCUGUGAAAAGCGUCUUCCUCUGCUCCUCCAAAGUUUUUUUUCUCACUUCACAGAACCUCCAUACUCAAAUGAUGCGGACGGACAACAAAGGCCGAAGUGCCUCGCCUCACAGGAUAACCUAUAAGUCUGACUUCCACGCCAUCAAAUGUUCAUUUGACACUGGGACCAGUCUACAACCAGGCACCAAAGCUGACGCUGCCCAGCGGUCUGCUGUGCACCCAACCAGGCUGCCAUCCAGCCUGUCAGAUCCCAUAAUGUCCAACACCAGCACCAACACCAGCACAGGCAGCAGAGGGAGGGUCCACAGCACCAGGGGGACCAAGAUCAGAGACAACAUCUUCCUGCAAAUGGACAGCCAGCAGCUGAAACAAGAUGGUGGUCCAGUGCUGAGUUCUGGCUCCACACCCCUCCUUUCUCCCCAUAAUCCUAUCCUACAGCUCCAAACUUCACCUUUCUCUGGAUCCAGACGUUCAGUCGUCAGCUCCUCGUCUGUUCUGAGCACUGUGGCCAACAUUUCUACUACAGAGUCUUCUCUGCAAGAUAAACCAUCCAGAUCAGAGGAGAUAGCAGAUAUUGAUAGAGCUGCUCUGGCUCAGAAGUUCUCUGUAACCCGAAGGUUGUUUGAAACCAAGGUGAUGGAGGUUGAAGGGCAGGUUUCAAAAGGUAUUGCAGGCAGGGGAAGCAAGGGGAUGGCAGAUGGAAAAGGAGGAGGAGAAGAAGAAGAAGAAGAAGAAGGGAGAGGAGGAGUCAGCCAGGUGGAAAAAGAGGCAAGUGAGAAAAGGAAUUACACAGAGGAGGAGAGCUUUGACAAAGACAAAUCCAUAAACCUACCUAUCAUAAAUUUCUCCUUACCAAAGCCUCCUGCACAGGCCUCGCUGACAGGGCACCCUAAAUCUCCUGUAUCCGAUGGCCCUAGUGAAGCAUCCAACACAUCUCCCUCCUAUCUUGACAAACAUUGUCAAACCACAGGAUCACAAACAGAGGAAGAAAGUGCAACUUGUGACCUCUGCUUGACCCCGGAGGAGCCAGUGAGGGCAGAACUAGUUGACGUAAAGAACGAGUCUUCAGAAAGUGAUGAGAAUGAAGGAGAAAAGGAGCAGAAAGAUGCAAAAAACUGGCUUAAGGAUGAGCGGGAAAAGUAUAUGAACAGAGCUGAAGGAGAAAGGGUGCAGCACCUAGUGGAUGAUGUUUUUGAAGAGCUCAGCAUGGAAACAACACCAGGACAUUAUACGCUGGAAAACAGAGUGGAACUAAGAGCAGGGGACAGUAGGCCAGUCGUUCCCUCAGAAGAACACCAGAAGGAGUUAUCAGCCAGCAUGUCAUGUAAAAGAGAGACUACGGAUGGCGGGGAAGGUGGACGAGACAAGUAUCGGCAGGUGAAUGAACAAUGGGAGGGGCAGAAGAGACAGUUCAUUGCACGGGCUGAGAAGUCAACAGAAGAGGGGAACUACAGGUUGAAAAAGACAGAUGCAGGAGUGGAAGAAAGUGCUGGAAGUAAAGAGAGAGGCAUGAUACAAGAGGAGGGUAUUCACACGGAAGUUGAGUCAUACAGUGUGGGAAAGAGGAAAGGUAAAGAAGAAUGUAAACAAAGUCAAGAGAAGGAAAGAACUGAAAAAGAAGGGGAAUGUGAGAGAGAAGAAGGUACGGCAUUUGAGAUGCAAGAGGAGCAUGUCAAUGAGGAUGUCAAGCAUGAGGUGUGCAGAGAAGGCAGUGAUGGAAAAGAUCAUGUCAGAGGAGGUAAAGAGGACCAGACUGGGAUUGAGAACAAGGCUUUUGUAUAUGAGCAGGAAUCCCAGUCUCAUCCAGACCAUUCAACAUCACCAAGUCAGGAAUGGGAAAACUCUAUACAUGCAGGAGAUCUGCUUUUAUUGGAAUGUGAGGAAAUUCCCGGUGUGCCUGAACUGGCCGAUCAGGAGGAUGAGGAAGCGGCAGAAGUUGCAAAGAGAAAGGUCAGGUUCUCCUCGGCACCAAUCAAGGUGUUCAGCACUUACUCUAACGCACAGUACGACAGACACAAUGAGGAUAUUGACCCAGUGUCCGCCUCGGCUGAGUUUGAGCUGGAGAAGAGAGUGGACAGGAUGGAUGUCUUUCCAGUGGAGAUAGAAAAGGGAGACGAGGGUCUGGGCAUCAGUAUCAUAGGAAUGGGUGUAGGAGCUGACCAGGGACUGGAGAAACUGGGAAUCUUUGUCAAGACAGUCACUGAAGGAGGAGCAACACAGAAGGAUGGAAGGAUUCAGGUGAAUGACCAGAUAGUGGACGUGGAUGGGGUGAGUUUGGUUGGAGUCUCCCAGCUGUUUGCAGCCACAGUCCUCAAGAAUACAUCAGGCCUCGUCAAGUUUUUGAUUGGCCGAGAGAAGGAGGGGGUGGAGAGCGAGGUGGCACGGCUGAUCAAUGAAAGCCUGGAAAUGGAUAAAACAUCCAGAAAGCGGGGAAGAGCAGGCGGAGACGAGGAUAACGAUGGUAGCAUGUCAGAGAGGGGCUCAGUGGUUGAGGAAGAGGAGGAAGACGAAGAGGAGGAUGUGUCUGUUCUUUCCGGCCUGGACAACUACCAGCUCUGCCUCAAAUACCAGCAGCUUCAGUCAAAACUACAAAGCAGAGCAGCCCAACUUCACCACGCUAGAGAAAAGUUAGCGGCAUGGGAGGAGCAGCAGGCCUAUUGGGAGAGCCAGAAGGCCGAGUUGGAGCAAAGAGUGGAGGACGCAGAGGAGAAAGCUGACAAAUUAGAGAAGUAUUGGCAAGAGGCCCAGACACUGUGCAGGGUUGUGAGCCAGCGACUGGCUGAUGCCCAGAGCCAAUCAGAAAGCUUGGAGAUCAAAUACAGCAAAGCCAAGAGACUGGUCAGAGAAUACCAGAGCAGAGAGGAGGAGAGGGAGAACAGAGAAGCAGAUUUAAGGAGAGAAAUGGAGGAGAGAGAGAAGCUGCACAGAGAGAUAGUUGAAACACUGCAAAUCCAGAUAGCACAGCUGGAGAGGAAAGAGCCAGAAAGAAAGAACCACUCUGUGGACUCCUCAGUCACAGGUCCAGACUGGUAUAUUCCAGUUCCUGACACAGGACGUCUAGACUCCAGCGCUCACAUAGCCAGAGCUCAGCUGGCCCAGAAAUCCAAGCGCCACCCGCCCUCUCGAGACAAACUCAGAGAGAGCUUUAGAAAACAGCAAGAUGAAGUUCAGAAACACCAGGAGAGCAAAUCACUGUCGGCUCCCACGGUGGUACAAAGGAGCAGCAGAAGUGACCUGUCCAGUACCUCGUCUUUGUCAGCCCUCAGUCCUCAGCCUCCCACCAGCUCCGUCUUCACCCCUCCCAUCUACAUCAAUGACACGGUCACUCCCUCACCAUGCAAAUCCUCUGCAUCCAGAAAGUCCAAAAGGAAAUUUCCCGACUUCAGUGACCUUCGCAAGUCUCUCAGCAAAAGAAGUGAGAAACACCGCAAAAGGUCCUUGAACAGGGGGUCAUGUGGUGACCUGGUGGAUGAGCCUGCUGGAGUUUCUCCGUCAGGGUCAGUCACCUCCAUGCCUUCUUGCCUGCCCUUUCCCUGGUUUGGAGAGCGAGGGAGAGAAAAAGGAGAGGAGGGUGAGAGAGACAGAGAGAGACUUCGGUCUGUGUCCAGCAGCAGCUUACCGUACCUGACCACCACAGGUAGAAGAAAUCAGAGUAUUGGCUCUCCAGUGGGCAGCUCCAGCAUGGUGGGUCAUGUCUCUGAUCUCUCCCUCUAUGGACACACUUUCACCUUUUCCUCUACCGAGACAUUGGACGAUGACCCAGUUCCCACCAAUAACAACAAUCAGUGGCAAACUCGACCUGUCUCGGAGUGGAACAACCAGCAGGUGUGUUUGUGGUUAAUCGCCAUGAGCAUGGACCAGUAUGCGUCGGAGUUUGCUGCCAGAGCUGUGGAUGGGACACAGCUGCUCAACAUGGACAGUGAGAAACUCAAGGCUCUGGGGGUGUGCAGCCAUAGUGACCGGUCUGCCCUCAAGAAGAAGCUGAAGGAGAUGAAGAAAAGCGAGGAAAAGGCACAGAGGAAAGGGGAAAAGGAGAAAGAGAAGAAUGCGGUUUUGGAUAAGGAGAGUGAAGAAAAGGAGAAAGCGAGGAUGAUGGAGAAGUCUGUAAAAGACGGCAGACACAGUGGCAAAACUGUAAGAACGGAGUCCCUCUUAUAAUGGUGAUACUGGAGAUACACCACCAGCAUGAGGGUGUGUUUGCAGGCUCAUGCACACAAAAUACAUUUGAACCAAUUUCUGUUUAGCUAAUAGAAACCACUAGACCUACUGCACACGUCCUCUUAUUGUUCACAUCUUUAUCAUUUAAGAUACAGAACACUAGUUGGAAUUGAUAGCUCUCUCAACCAGAGUAGAGGUUGACUCCAGCACCAAAGUUCACAUCUCUGUAUGUCAGGUGUAAAAUGUGUUACUGUUUUACAGUUGUCUUUUUUUAAUCAUGAACCUUGAAAUUAUCCUUAGAAUGAUUUUAAUAUUUAAUGAUGUGCUGAUUCAAGCACGCAGGUAUUUGCUGUAAAUGCUUUUUUAUGUAUUAAUAAAUAAUGCUUUAAACUUC